Messenger RNA from Lagenorhynchus albirostris (white-beaked dolphin), 9588 nucleotides. RefSeq names its product cocaine esterase-like. The transcript has 26 exons. The record is from RefSeq and is a predicted model, not a curated record. Bases 630 to 2786 code for a protein of 718 amino acids. Gene Ontology annotation, cellular component: intracellular membrane-bounded organelle. NCBI's taxonomy places the organism in Eukaryota, Metazoa, Chordata, Mammalia, Artiodactyla, Delphinidae. Gene Ontology annotation, molecular function: carboxylic ester hydrolase activity.
GGUGUCCUUAAGAUGAGUGCCACAGUCAGGUGUGCGUUUCAGAAGGCCGGCCUUUGCCGAGUAGGGAGGAGGGCCCACAGAGACCCUCAGACCAGGGACAAUAGGGGAAUGAAGGCGGACCCAGGAAAUCGAUCCCCGAAAGCAAAGAGGAGUUUUUGGAAUGAAGGGCCGUCAGACUUCCCUGCCUUUACUCGGGCGGUUCCUUUCACUCUGAACGAAGGUCGUUUUUAUUUAUCUGUCUAUGGGAAUCCUGAUCGUGCACCUCGUCAAGGAAGCUCUCCUGGUUUCCCCAAUCACAGAUUAUUGCUCCCUCUCUCUCCCCCUCGGAACACACUUGUCGGGCCUGUGACUAUAAGGACAGUGAACGCAGGUUUGUGGAGCGGGUUCUUGGUAUUGCGGAGGGGCUGCAGAAGCCUCAAGGUCCCUGCGGAGGAGGCCCAAGAAGACAGAGGGGAAGCGGCUGUGCUAGCCCCUACCUGCCCCUGGCCUUUACCCGUUCUGUCCUGCUUUCCUGCCAAACCCGUCUUUCCCCGCCUACUCCCUUCCCAGUACAAAGUCCAGGCCUGGGCGAGACACUCAAUCGUCGACGGCUGGAUGCGUCCCUGCGCAGCCUCCUGGUGAAAAGCAGCAUGUCCGUCGGUAGUGCAAAAAAGACCUGUGAGCCCACGAUGCAGCUGGACCGACUUCGCAAGCGGCUGAGAGCCGUGGCCUUCGGGGUCCUGCUUCUCCUUGUCCCGGGCCAGGGUGAGGCUCCGACGCGGGGCGGCAGGUACCGGGGCCAGGACUCUGCCAGCCCCGUGCGGACCACGCACACGGGCCAGGUGCGGGGGAGCCUCGUCCAUGUGAAGAACACUGAUGUGGGGAUCCACACCUUCUUGGGAAUUCCCUUCGCCAAGCCACCUCUAGGGCUGUUGCGGUUUGCGCCCCCGGAGCCCCCGGAAUCUUGGAGUGGUAUAAAGGAUGGGACCUCCCACCCAGCCAAGUGUCUGCAGGACUUCGCUAGCGUGAAAAGAAUGACUCUGAAACUACUGAAUGUGACCCUGCCUUCUACCUCCAUGUCUGAAGACUGCCUGUACCUCAACAUCUACACACCUGCGCAUUCCCAUGAGGGCUCUAAGCUGCCUGUGAUGGUGUGGAUCCACGGUGGUGGCUUUGUCAUGGGCAUGGCUUCCACGUAUGACGGCUCUGCUCUGGCGGCCUUCGAGGACGUGGUGGUGGUCGUUAUCCAGUACCGCCUGGGUUUGCUGGGCUUCUUCAGCACUGGAGACAAGCACGCAACUGGCAACUGGGGCUACCUGGAUCAAGUGGCCGCACUACGCUGGGUCCAGCAGAAUAUCAUCUACUUUGGAGGCGACCCUGACCAUGUCACCAUUUUUGGCGCGUCUGCGGGUGGCAUGAGCGUGUCUUUGCAUGUUGUGUCCCCCAUGUCCAAAGGACUCUUCCACUGUGCCAUCAUGGAGAGUGGCGUGGCCCUGGUGCCCGGCUUCACCACCAACUCAUCUGACGUGGUCUCCACAGUGGUGGCCAACCUGUCUGCCUGUGGCCAGGUUGACUCAGAGGCCCUGGUGGACUGCCUGCGGCACAAGAGUGAAGAGGAGAUUCUGGCCAUCAGCAAGCCCUUCAGCAUCAUCCCUGGCCUGGUGGACGGGAUCUUCCUGCCCAAGCACCCCCAAGAGCUGCUGGCCUCUGCCGACUUGCACCCUGUCCCCAGCAUCAUUGGUGUAAACAGCGAUGAGUACAGUUGGAUCCUCCCCUCGUUCAUGAACAAUUCUGACGCCCAGAAGGAAAUGGACAGAGAGACCAUAAAGGAUGACUUGCAGAAAAUAUCAAAAAUGAUGAUGAUGCCGCCUGAGUUUGGUGACCUGUUGAUGGAGGAGUACAUAGGGGACAGUGAGGACCCCCAGACCCUCCGAAUCCAGUUCCAUGAGAUCCUGGGGGACUGCAUCUUCGUGAUCCCUGCACUCCAAGUAGCAAAGUUGCAGUGUUCCUAUGCCCCUGUCUACUUCUACGAGUUCCAGCAUCAGCCGAGCUUCUUCAGGGAUUUCAGGCCGAGCUAUGUGAGGGCAGACCAUGGAGAUGAGGUUCACUUCAUCUUCAGAAGUCCUUUCGGGAGCAGCCACAUCCAACUCACUGAGGAGGAGGAGCUGCUGAGCAGGAAGAUGAUGAAGUAUUGGGCCAACUUUGCUCGAAAUGGGAACCCCAACGGCGAGGGUCUGCCCCACUGGCCUGUGUUCAACCAGGAGGAGCAGUACAUGCAGCUGAACACGCAGCCUGCAGUGGGCCGAGCCCUGAAGGCCCACAGGCUGCAGUUCUGGACGAAGAUCCUACCCCAGAAGAUACGGGAGCUAAUGGAGGCCAAGGAGAAGCACACAGAACUUCUCCCUCUUUCUCAUGAGGCCCUGAAUGUACCUAUGUGUCAAGGUUAUGGGAGAGGGAACAGCCCCACCAGGGAGGCUUCCAAAGAGGAUUCAGGAAGCUGCACUGGUUAUUUCUGGCAGAAGUUUGAUCCUCAGGCUCUCCAACUCGAGGUGCCAGCUGGAACCCCAGGAGAGGAUCUGGCACCUAGUCCAGGCAUGACCCUCACCCUGUCCCUCAUUGAAUCAGCACAUCCAACUGUUGGAAUCAGCAAAUAUUUGCCAGCGCCUCAUAGUCUCCACCCAUCCCCCACCUCCCACUCCCGGCCAGCCGUGUUCCUGACACUGAGGCCCAGAGGGUUGCUGUAUUAUUUUGCCAGAGUUGCCAUAACAAAGGACCACAGUCUGGGUGACUUAAACAAGAGAAGUUAAUUGUCUCACAAUCCUAGAGGCUACAAGUCUGAAAUCAAGGUGUUAGCAGGGUUGGUUCCUUCUGAGUGCUGUGUGAGAGAGUCCAUGCCUCUUUCCUAGUUUCUGGUAGCCUCACACAUUCCUUGGCUUAUAGAUGGCAUUCUCCCUCUGGCUUCACAUUGUCUUCCCUCUGACCCGUCUGUCUCUGUGUCCAAUUUCCCCCUUUUACAAGGACACCAGGCAUAUUAGACUAGGGCCCACCUCUGUAAUCAUCUUAAUUUGACUAACGGCCUUAUCUUUAAAUAAGGUCACAUUCUGAGGUACUGGGGGUUAUGACUCCACGUAUAUUUUACGUGGAGACACAUAUCAAUCCAUAAUAAUUGUUUGGCUAUUCUGGGUCCCUUGCAUUUCCAAGUGAAUUAUGAUCGGCUUGUUCAUUUCUGGAAAAAAAAAAAAAAGCAGCUGAGAUUCUCAUAGGAAUCACACUGAAUGUAUAGAUCAGUUUGGGAAGUAUUACCAUUUUAACAAUAUUAAGUCUUCUAACCCAUGAACAUGGAACAUCUUUCCAUUUAGUUAGGUCUUCUUUAAUUUCUCUCAAUUAUGUUUUCUAGUUUUUAAUGUACAGUCUUGAACUUCCCUUAUUAAAUUUAUUCCUAAGUAUUCUAUUCUUUUUGAUGCUAUUGUAAAUGGAAUGGUUUUCUUAAUAUCAUCUUCAGAUUGUUCAUUGCUAGUGUAUAGAAACACAAUUGGUUUUUGGGUUUUUUUUGUUUGUUUUUUUUUGCGGUACGCGGGCAUCUCACUGUUGUGGCCUCUCCCGCUGUAGAGCACAGGCUCCGGACGCGCAGGCUCAGAGGCCGUGGCUCACGGGCCCAGCCGCUCCGCGGCAUGUGGGAGCUUCCCAGACUGGGGCACGAACCCAUGUCCCCUGCAUUGGCAGGCAGACCCUCAACCACUGCGCCACCAGGGAAGCCCUAGACUGCCCCUUAAUGAGCACAUACUCUCUGCCAGGAACUGUGUUGUGCUGAGCACUGGGACAGGCAUUCAUCUCCUUUGAUCCUCAUUACAACCCUGUGAAGUAGGGACUUUCAUUAUCCUUAUUUUACAGAUGAGGAAACUGAGGCUCCAGGUCUCAUGAUGGGUAAAGGGCAGAGGCAGAGCUUGAGCCAGUUGUCUGAUCCCAGAGCUUCAGCUAUUAAGAUUGCAUUGUCAGAUGUGAAACCAGGUGGACCUGGGGUCAAAUCCCAACCCUAGCUACUUGUCCACAGUUAUCCUAACCCCUCUGAGCCCAUUUCUUCACCUGUAAAUGGGGAUGAUACAUCCCACCCAUGUGAGCUGUUUAAGAAGGAUACUGGAUGCUGCAUUUGAAGAGUCUACCAAGGAGGUGGUAUCCAGGAGGUGCUCAAUCUAUGUUCAUUUCCCUUCUUUGAGACCCCCCAGAGCCCUCCUCAUUCACACAACCUCAUCACUGCUCUCUGGAGCCAUGGGGAGUGCCCAUGAUUUGUUCUCUCACUAACUUCCUGGUUAACUUCAACUGAGCACGUGCUCCAGGCCAGAAUGCUGUGCUUCACAUAGGCUGCCAAACAACCUUCCAGGGAGGAGCUACCUUUCAGAGAGGCUCAGCAACCUGUCUGAGGUUACACAGCCAAGCAGUGAUUGCAGAGCUAGCAUUUUACUCCAGAUCUGACCUUAUCCCUCCCAGACACCAUCUAGAACCCCCAAGGGCAGCAAGUGGCUAGCUCCUGGCACAUAAGCCCUGGGACAUGAGGCAGGCCAGGCAGGAGGGUGUGGAGCCUCUUGGGAGGGUCUGCUGUGGCUGUGGGACCUGAGCAGGCCUCUUGCCCCAGGAUGUGCCCGCUGAGGUGAUGCCACCAUUAUAGAUGAAUACCUACACAGCAGCUCAGAUGGACAAGCCAAAUGAGAAGCCUUCCAGGAAUUGAUAAGCAACGUUGUCAUGAACAUUGAAUUUUUCCAGAAACCUCCAAGAUUCUGGGGUCUCCAUCUUUUUCUAUGAGUUCCAGCAUCGACCCAGUUCUUUUGCGAAGAUCAAGCCGGCCUGGGUGCGGGCUGAUCAUGGGGCUGAGAAGACCUUCAUCUUCGGGGGUCCUUUCCUCAUGGAUGAGAGCUCCAUGCUGGGUGAGGAUGAACAGACACAAGAUCCUUAGGCUGCCGGCUCCACCAGGAAGCCACAGGGGAGGAGCAGGAGCUGAGCCUCACCAUGAUGGCCCAGUGGACCCACUUCUCCUGGACAGGGUGAGUAAGCAAAGAGGCAUGCCUGGCUUUCGGCCUAGACUACUCAGAUCUGCCUCCCAGGGAGCAAUACAGGAGACCUUUGUCUUCAUUCAUUCCUCCCAGCCAGGGAUCCCAAUGGCAAGGGGCUGCCUCCUUGGCCCCCAUUCAACUGUCCAGCGCAAUACCUGGAAAUCAGCCUGGUGCCACGGGUCAGCCAGAAGCUAAGGAAGGCCCGACAGCAGUUCUGGGCAGAGACACUUCCCACCAAGAUCGGGCAGUGGCAGCAGAAGCAGAAGGGCAGGAAGGCCCAGGGGGAGCUCGGAGGCAGGUCCUGGGUCUUCUGGGCUGGGGGCCAACCCGAGGGGUGGCCACGUCCCAACAAAGCAGCCUCCUUUACCCCUGCUGAGAGACUUUAACCCAAACCAGGCUGAUGGGUGGUCAUGUCCCUUAAAGCAUCAGCCCCUCCAUGACUCCUUUGACAUAUCACCUACUUCCCAUCUACGGGGCCUUUGCCCAAACUUCUCCUUCUUCCCACUUGCUUCAUGGCGAGGUCCAGCUCAUACCUCAAGCUCCCCAGAGGACCCUCCUCCUCUAGGAAGUCUUCCCUGUCUUCUCUGGUCCUGGCCCUAUCUGUGUCCAUUACAGCAUAGCCCACUCUAAGCUAGCAUUGUCAGUGUCAGUGUUUCUGUCCUCCUCUGAGAAGCUCUCUGAGUGAGGAAAUCAGCCUGACCCCACUCUGCAUCUCCCAUAGUAGGAUCAGUCAGGACUUGGAAUCAGAGGAUGCUUGGUGAGUGAGUGAAAGACUGAGAAAGUGUGAGAACGGUGACUGCUGGACUUGAACCCAGGCCCUUUAGGCACCACAGCUCCGCUUAGUUCUGCACAGGUGUUGUCCUCCCUGACCAGAAGAGUGGGCGGACUCCGACGGCAGAGACCUGGAGUCAGAGGAGUCCUGAGGCAUAAGGGGAUCCAGCCGAGAACAGAUCUCAGGCCCCACAGGCCUCUGACUAGGGCUGAGGGAAGUCCCUUUGUCCGUGCUGCCCAGUCUUGGCCCUUGUACAAGGCAGAGCAGAGUCCAGCAGGGCCAGAGCCCUUACCCUUGGAUGUGAGAUGCAAGCUUCCCAGCGCCAGCACCUCACCCCUUUAUGGCCUGCCUGGGCUCUUUCCUCCCGCUCCAGCUAGGGAAGAUCACCUUCUGGGCUGCUUGGCACAGGUCGCGGAGCACCCACCGGGACACAGGAGAACAGGUUGGGGGAGGCAUCUGGACUAGUGCAUCAGUCACGCUGUUGUCACGAGGUAGACGAGGUCUACCCACUCAGGCUACAACAGGUAAAAAGCAGCCAGAGGUUUUUGAGUAGGGGGGCACACAUUUCUUUUUUUGAGGAUCAAUGCACCGUUCCCUUGAAAAAUCUGGAUUUUAAUACAUAUCACAAUGACUUCCCCUGCCCCCGCUGAAUCCCAUCCUGCCCACUCUGGUCCCACACGUACCCUUCCUCAGUCUGACUAAGUUCCUGCCUGCUGACGGUUACAUGAAAAACACUUGCAGGUGCCUUGCAUACCAAGGAGCCUCUAGUGGUUACCAAAUAUGGGACCCUCCAAGAAAACAGCGCUGGGCCCCAACUCACAUCGUGCCCACAGGUGCCUUCAGGAGUCCUGGGGGCAGAUCACCUCCAUGUACUUCAACACACACAAAAAAUACAAGUGGCUGCAUUUCAGUGAGGACUGUCUGUACCUGAAUGUGUACGUGCCAGUAGGAGCGCUCGGGGACCCUCUGCUGCCUCACAGGCGAUAGCCAGCCCGUGGGAACUGGGCGCCGCUGGACCAGGUUGCAGCUCUGCGCUGGGUGCCGAAGAACAUCACAGCCUUCGGCGGAGACCCAGGUUGGGUGACCUUGUUUGGCCAGUCAUCAGGGGCCACGUGCAUCUCGGGACUGAGGGAGAGCAGCUGAGCGGAAGCCAGUCAGGCUGCAGCAGCUGCGAGGAUCAUAAAGGACUUUGGGAAACUCUAGGACCUUCUCUAGGAAUUCAAGCAAGAACUCCGGUAGGCAGCCUGGAUGGUGAGCUGGGCCCCUGCCUCCCAUCGUCCCUGCCUCAUACCCUCCCCAUCCGCCCCGGAGGGUACCUCUCUUCCUGUCUGCUCCUCGCGGAUGGCGCUCCUGAAUGAGGGGGUUGGAGAGGGCUACCCACUGCCCUGUCUCCACCCUGUCUUCAUGCCUUCGCUGGGAUCCCCCGAUGGCCACCCAGAGUCCUUCCUAAAUCCCCUGCCAGACCCUACCCCACAGGGAGCGGUUCUCAGAACUGAUUAGAUCUUGGUGAAGACCCCAGGACAAUUCUGUGGCUUUUCUCCAAGUUUACCUCGGCUCGCCCGGGCCACUCUGAACACGGAGGCGCACCGCUGCAAAGCUGGCCUAGGAACCGGGCGCGCACUCGCGUCUCCUGCGGGCCCCUGCGGCUCAGCUCGCCCCUUCCUCUCCUCCAACACCCCGAGAUCCCCACCCACUGAAGCAGCAAUCACCGGCCGUGGCGGCUGGGGAAGGGCCAAUUAGUGCGGGAGACGCAGCCCCUCGGCUGUGCCCGCGCUGACCGCAGCCCCGCAGCGCCGCCGCCGCCGCCGCCUUCCCUGCCCGGCAGACAGCGCCAGCCGCCUGGGAGCCCCGGGGGACGCGCCGUCCGGCCUCCAGCCAACUGCAGUGAUGGAUCCAGGCGCCUGGCGUGGGGCCAGAGCCCGGGCGGACGCGAGGGCGCCGGGAGCUGCAACUCGCCACCGCUGGGUGGUGGGGGCUUUGGGAGACCCAAGAGGCAUCAGGCUUGCCCUCCAGGAGCUCUCAGGCUGUGGGCAGAAGCUCCAGGGGCUUGGCUGGGAUCCCAAGCUAAUGGAAACUCUGCGGUCCAGGGAGGCUUUAGGACGGCUAAAAGAGGAACCGGGCCCAGAGCUGGAGGACCAGUCCUGUAAGCCUGGGAGAGAGCACGGCCUCUACCCUGAGGUGGGCCCCUGGCUCAGAGCUGUCCCACCCAGCCCAGCCUGGGAACUCAUGUGAACCCUCCGCGGGGCCUGGGGUAUCUCUGCCCCAACCAAGUGGGACCAGGAAAAGCCCCAAGAGGGAGUCCAGUCCAAGGUCUGGUUUCCACUCUCCAGUGCACUGGGAGCAAUCUCUGGGGUAGGACACUGCUCCAGCCCCGGGCCCUCCCAGCUAUGGUCCAGGACUCCUGUCUACUCCCAGCCUGUUCAGCCGUAGGUGCUAUGGAGGAGCACGCCUGUGGCUUCACCAAGGAGUCACUGGGUGACCAUUACGUAUCUUCUACUGUGAAGGAGCCAGGACCCUUUUGAAGCCUGAAGGUGGAAGAAAAGCCUUUCAGGAAAUUAGCACUAGUGGCGGGAAAAUUCAUCAAAAGCUGACAGAGGCUCCUGGUGCUGAUUCAUGUCUCUUGCCUAAGGAGCAGCUCUUCUGGCCUGAGGGAAGGACUAGUAGCUUCCAGGGCCUUCCAAAGACCCCAGACCCAAGACUCCAAAACGCUGGCCCUGUUGCUGGGGCUCUCACCAUCUGGUGGGGACACCACCAUGAGUUUUUUGCUCCUGAAUCAUGGGGUCCUACAGUGCUAGGAAAGGCUGCUGAUGGACAGGGGACUUGGGUUUGAAUACAACUGUUCCUUCUGCUCUGUGAUCUCAGACACUUGGUGGGCCUCUCUGAUCCUCUCUGCCAGGAGGAAUUCUGACCUUGCCUGCCUUCUAGGUGACCACUACAUCUAUAAUCCUCAGCAUAUCUGGGAAAAGAAUAACUUUUCGAAGAGGGAGGAUGGAACCAUAUCCAAACAACUGUUGGUAGUGGGACCGAGGCAGCAGGGAAACAGUCUGGAUGUGGACCUCAUUCUGGUGGCACAGACUCCCUCCCACUUCCAGGGGGUUUCUUUUGGCCACAGUGUGAGGCAUGUGGGAUCUUAGCUCCCUGACCCGGGAUCGAACCGACGCCCCCUGCAGUGGAAGCAUGGAGUCUUAACCACUGGAUGGCCAAGGAAGCCGCCUCAUUUUAUGAUAUUUUGACUGGACCUUGUAUGGACUCAAGCUGUUAUCCAGUUCUUCCCUUGAUGGCCAACAUUUACAGCUGGAUUUUUAUCAAAGUCUUGGUUUAUUCUUGGUUGGCAUUUCCUGUGUCUGAGAUAGUGAGAAGAGAAAUGGAGGAAGGAGGGAACAGAUUUUUAAGACUCAAGAAGAGAGAAGAGGCAGUGCCAAAGAGAAAUUUGGCUACAGGUAUCAGGAAGCUUAAAAUGCCUGCGUCUUUUGACAGAGUGGAUCUAUUUCUGGAAACUGACCCUAAAAACACUAUCCAAAACUUUUAAGAAAAAGCCUUAAGCACCACGAUGUUCACAGAAGCCUUAUUUUAUAACAGUGAAUAAUGGGAAACAACCUAAAUAGAUGUCCGACAACAGGGGAUCAGCCAAGAUGCCAUUAGGAGUUUUAUAUGAUUACGUGGGAAAAUACUUACGCCAUAGGGUUAGGUCAUAAUGGAACAUUCAAAACUGUACAUAUAGAAUGUCAUAGCUGGGUGAAGAAAUGUGGAUAGAAAGAGGCCAAAGAAAAUAUACUGAAAUGUUAGCAGUGA